Molecule: messenger RNA, 516 nt
Organism: Triticum turgidum subsp. durum (durum wheat)
Lineage: Eukaryota; Viridiplantae; Streptophyta; Magnoliopsida; Poales; Poaceae
Source: the annotation of a GenBank genome assembly
AUGGCCCCUGUCUCCGCCGUUGGCAUCAAGCGCUCCGCCCCGUGCGACUACGACGAGCAGCCUGGCGUUCAGUGCAAGGGGGUGUCGUCGCACCAAGCACACCAGAGUACUUUCAAGGGCAAGCAAGUAGCCGACCCUGAAGACCACGGUGGUGAUGAAGCUAACGAGCGGAAGCGGCGCCGGCGUCUUGCCAUCGACAUCAAUGAGGUGCCCCACAACAAAGAUGAGGACCUCAACAACCCUCUUCAUGUCGGGGCCCCGGCUGCAGGUGGUAGGUGCUCCCAGCUGCCACCCUGGCUGCUCUCACUCGUGAAAAAGAAGCAAGCGCAUGACAACGAGAUACUAGAGCUUGCAGACCAGCGCUUGCACUCGGCCACGAAGGACCUAGUGGAGGAAAUGGAGUCGAAGAAGACGCAGAUGGAGAAUGAGAAGAUGCGGCUGGAGAACUAUCGACUCCUAUUGCAGGUCAAGCUCAAUGAGUUGGAGCUCAAGAUUUCCAGGUCGACAAGGAUCUAG